AUGGACUAUUACUUCCACUGCUGUGAGUGUGUAGCUGGAACCGUCAUCAUUGCGUCGGAGUGGAGUUGCCGAAGCAGCCCUGAUGGGGCGCAGGAGGAAAGCGGGAACGGAGAGGGACUGCCAGAUGGGGCUGACCGUGGAUUGGAUGGCGACCCUGAAGGCGUCUGGAGUCCAGACAUCGAGCAGAGCUUUCAAGAAGCGCUGGCCAUCUACCCUCCAUGCGGGAGGAGAAAGAUCAUACUUUCAGAUGAGGGCAAGAUGUAUGGUCGAAACGAGCUGAUAGCUCGCUACAUAAAGCUUCGAACUGGGAAGACACGUACUCGCAAACAGGUAUCUAGUCACAUUCAAGUUUUGGCACGUAAGCGGGUACGUGAGUACCAGGCGAGCAUCAAGGUCUCUAGUCACCUGCAAGUGUUGGCCAAGAGAAAGUCUCGUGAAUUUCAGUCUAAGCUGAAGGCCAUGAACUUGGAUCAGGUAUCCAAAGAUAAGGCACUCCAGACAGUGGCCAACCUGUCGUCGGCUCAGAUUGUGUCAGCGAGUGUAAUGAAACCUCAGACUCCCUUCCCUCCACCAGUCAGAUACUGGCCUGGCCCCGUCCCAGGACAGCCUGGACAUUCUCAGGACAUCAAGCCCUUUGCACAGCCUCCGUACACUACACUACCAGCGCCUGUCCCUCCACCAAUCAGUUAUGAAACGUUGCCGCCACCUCGGCCUACAGCGAUCGCUGCUCCUGUAUGGCAAGACAGAACCAUCGCUUCUGCAAAACUACGUUUACUCGAAUACUCUGCUUUUAUGGAGACUCAAAAAGACAGAGACACGUAUAAACACCUUUUUGUUCAUAUUGGACCGUCAAAUCCAGGCUACAGCGACCCGGUUUUGGAGUCUAUAGAUGUGAGACAGAUUUACGACAAGUUCUCAGAAAAGAAAGGAGGCCUGAAGGAGCUGUACGAAAAGGGGCCUCACAAUGCGUUCUUUCUCGUUAAGUUCUGGGCGGAUCUGAGCGGUGACAUUGAGGAGGGCCCUGGCGCAUUUUAUGGAGUGAGCAGCCAGUACAGUGGGACCGAAAGCAUCACCGUCAGUGUUUCCACAAAGGUUUGCUCUUUCGGAAAACAGGUGGUGGAGAAAGUUGAGACAGAAUUCGCUCAAUUAGAGGGAGGAAAGUACAUCUUCCGCAUCCAUCGUUCACCUAUGUGUGAAUACAUGAUCAACUUUAUCCACAAACUCAAGCAUCUGCCGGAGAAAUACAUGAUGAACAGUGUACUUGAGAACUUCACCAUCCUGCAGGUGGUGUCCAACAGAGAGACCCAGGAGACUCUGCUGUGCAUCGCCUUCGUGUUUGAAGUGUCCACAAGCGAACAUGGAGCUCAGUACCAUGUGUAUCGCCUUGUUAAUGACUAGCAGCAUGUCUAGUGCAAAGACUCAUCUGACUUUUGAUACAAAUGGCUUAAAAACACUAUUUCCAGCUCGGCACACAGAGCCCCAACUCCUUUACUCUGAACACACUCGUCUUUUUUUUUUUUUUUGUUUUGUUUUGACCAACCGUCACACUUUAGUCGUACCUUUUGCUUGUUUGAUGUGUACGUUAUUCAGGCGUCAAAACAGCAACAUCCCACAACGUGCCAACUGUCAUUGCUUUACUUUCUCUUCAUUUUCUGUUUUGUUUGCUUGUUAAGUUAGAAACAUGAGUUUGUUGACAUGGAGCGAAACACUGCAGAAAAGAAAAGAAUUGGAAAAACGGUCUCAGAACUCCAUCCGGGGACUUUUUGUUGUCUGGUUAAAGCAUUUUUGAUCAGCGGGAUUGAUGCUGAGGUCAAGCAUGUUUUUAACAUCUUGGACAGGACUGACGUAAGACGAGUUUAAGCAUACGUUUUCUAAACAAAGUGAUUUUAGUGAGUGUCAUUGUAACCUGCCACAUUGGCGUCUUUUAUUGUUUCUGUAUCUUUGAAAGGUACAAAUUCUGUUACGUGAAAAUCAUGGACUUUUAAUCAAUUUGAUCAAAGAUAGGAUGACCUUAUUGCAGACAGUCUGCCUCGUCUCAGACAAUAAUGCACUACAUGUAAAGACGUGCAUGUCGUAUUUAUUUUUUAAACACUAUAAUGUAAGGAGAAAGCAAUACUAUAGAAGCAUUAGUUUAAUUGUUUUCAGUGACGCAUACUGGGGGAGGUAAAACGUAUUGGAAGACUGGCUCCACACUGUUUUGGAAAUAAAGUUCAAAAUUAGUUUCACACUUUUUUUUUAUUAAUAAAAUGUAUUUCUAUUUUUUAAAGAAAAAAGGUUCAUACACAAAAGGACUGUCUUUAAUCUGACUGUGUGGGCUUGCUGGAGUUUUUCUACCUCCACAUGAGUUAAAGAUAAGAAUGUGCUGAGCUGAGGAGCACUGAUGUAUAGGAUGUGUACACUACGUUUGUAAUGGUACUAUGUUUAAACCAAAACAAUAAGAUGUGUUUUGUAAGGUAUUUCUUUUGUAUUUUACCAACACAGUGAGAAAAAUAUGAUGAAAGAUGGAUGUAUAGGCUGGGUCUUCAUGUACGUAUGGUACAGAUUACAUUAUCAUCACUCUAAAGUGGAUUUGGGUAGAUUUUUACCUGUCAACACUAACAAACUUCAUCUGACACUCUUUUUGUAAAAUAUCUUUGAAACUGGUACACAUGGCUUUUCACUCUGUUUUAUAUAUAGACGGAUAUACACAUAUAAAAACGAGUGGACUGGUUCUGUUUUGAAUUUCAUUUUCGUUGUGGAGUCGACAAAAAGUGCUGCAUUUGUUUCUCUUUGCAUCAUGAUUCCUUUAUUCGAAUCCUCCCAAAGAAAAAAAAAAUCUGUGCCUCUAAGGUGUACCAGUAAAUUCACAUGUUGUUUGAGUCAGAGCGAGGAGACAAGUUAUCAUUUUUAAUGAAUUUUCAAAUAAAAAUCUAAAAGUGAAGUUCUUCA
Messenger RNA from Poeciliopsis prolifica (blackstripe livebearer), 2928 nucleotides. RefSeq names its product TEA domain family member 3 a (gene tead3a). Gene Ontology annotation, biological process: hippo signaling; regulation of transcription by RNA polymerase II; embryonic organ development. Gene Ontology annotation, cellular component: transcription regulator complex. The record is from RefSeq and is a predicted model, not a curated record. Gene Ontology annotation, molecular function: RNA polymerase II cis-regulatory region sequence-specific DNA binding; DNA-binding transcription factor activity, RNA polymerase II-specific. The transcript has 14 exons. Lineage: Eukaryota; Metazoa; Chordata; Actinopteri; Cyprinodontiformes; Poeciliidae. Bases 1 to 1398 code for a protein of 465 amino acids.